AGAAGGAGAGAAAGCGCUAGGGCAAAAUCUGAAGAGAGCAAUUAGGAAAGGGAGAAUGGGGUGGGUAUGGUUGCAAGCAGCGCUUCCUCUGGGAAUCAUUGCUGGAAUGCUCUGCGUCAUGGGCAAUGCUCAGUUCUACAUCCAUAAGGCCGCUCAUGGCCGCCCGAAGCACGUAGGUAACGAUUUGUGGGACGUGGCUAUGGAGAGAAGGGACAAGAAGCUCGUGGAGAGCUCCUCUGCUGCUUCUCUAAAUUAGCCCUAAUCUGUGGUUCUACUGGAAGUAACAAAAGGAGCUGUGGUUAAUCAAAAACCACUCUUGAGGGAUGGGGGUUGGUUUGGGUUGUCUCUGGUGGAGUGAAUUUUAUGAAUUUAAUGGAUUUAGGAUCAAUGGAAAAUCCUCAAAAUUUUCAUGACUAUCAGUUGCAAGAGCUUUAAGAGAUCUAUCUAUACGUGCCAUAUUGGUUGAAUUGAAUUUCUUGGUCUAAUAACAUUCAUCCUCUUCUUAGUUCUGUUAGAGCUCAUUCUCAUGAAGUAUAAAGUUGGUCAGUAGCUAGUAAUAUUUUUUCCUCUUGCCAAUUUUUCAUGUGCUAUUAUCAUUCCACUGUUUCGUAUAUCAAUUUUUUUCUGCUAUUUUGAAGUUGUAAAAUGACAAACACCGAAAUGGUCCACCUGGUUGCUGACCUGUCUUGCCACACUUGAUUUCAAUAAGUAUUUUUAGGAAAUAUGAAGUUUUCUCGUGGUUAGUCAUCCAUAGAAUUCUCAAGUCGGAAAUGUUUGGUCAUGGUGGUCCCUCUCUACAAGCAUAUUGAUGCUCUUGGUGCCAUAGUUUUGUAUAAUUCAUAGCACAGCAUGCACAACAUAUAUUUUUGAAAUUUCAUAAAUAUCAAUAUGCAUACACCAAUA
Messenger RNA from Vitis riparia (riverbank grape), 903 nucleotides. RefSeq names its product NADH dehydrogenase [ubiquinone] 1 alpha subcomplex subunit 1. Bases 56 to 256 code for a protein of 66 amino acids. NCBI's taxonomy places the organism in Eukaryota, Viridiplantae, Streptophyta, Magnoliopsida, Vitales, Vitaceae. The record is from RefSeq and is a predicted model, not a curated record. The transcript has 3 exons.